AUGUUUGCGGUACUUAACAUUAUAAGAUGUCCAUUUUGCAAAACCUCAAAUUAUGCUGUGGAGUAUCGAGGUGUGAAAACAAAGGAGGAAAAGGGUUUGGAGCAGAUUGAAGAACAGCGUGUUAUAGAAGCACAAAUUAGGAUGCGACAGCAGGAGCUUCAGGAUGAUGAAGAGAGAAUGCAGAAAAGACUAGAAGUGAGUUCCUCGAGCAUUAAUAUUUCACCAGGGGAGCUUGAAUGUGGGCCAACAGCUGUUUCGGCUGAUAGGGCUCCAGUGGACAGUGAGGAAAUUGUUUCAUCUCAAUACUCAAUCAGACGUCCUCCACACUCUGGAGCGAACAGGGAUGAUGAAUUUGACCUGGAUCUCGAGGAUAUUAUGGUCAUAGAAGCAAUCUGGCUUUCCAUUCAGGAAAAUGGAAGACAGAAAAAUCCAAUGUGUGGUGAUGCUGCGCCAUCUGAACAAUAUACCAUGGGAGCACGCUAUGCUUCACCAGCAAUGGCACCACUGGCUGGAUCGUCGUCAUCCCCUUCUGGAGGUCUUGCUUGUGCUAUAGCUGCUCUCGCUGAGCGUCAGCAGACGGGUGGGGAAUCACAUGUUCACAGUAAUAUGCCAGCAUUCAACAUGCUUCCAAGCACCAGUAGCUUUUACAAUAGGCUUGAGCAGCAGGAUGCAGACAAUUACUCUCCUGCACACAGCUCUAGCAAUGUAUUGCCAGAUUGCAGGAUGAUUGCAACAAGGGAUGAUGGGGAAUGGGGUGCAGAUCGUGGAUCAGAUGCUGCUGAAGCUGGGACCAGUUAUGCAAGUUCCGAGACAGCAGAAGAUGCUGGUGGAAUAUCUGCCCUAUUAACUCCACCACCACCACCAGAUGAAAUUGGUGGAAGCUUUCAGAAUGUCCCAGGACCCAUUCCUGAGAGUUUUGAGGAGCAGAUGAUGCUGGCUGUGGCCGUUUCUCUUGCCGAGGCUCGAGCUAUGACAACUGGACCCCAAAGUGCAUGGCAAUAG
Dovyalis caffra is the source of this 1002-nucleotide messenger RNA. The record is from the annotation of a GenBank genome assembly. Lineage: Eukaryota; Viridiplantae; Streptophyta; Magnoliopsida; Malpighiales; Salicaceae.